GAAUGACUGUGUCCUCCGUCCGCCCAGAGCGGCCAAUCAUGCUGCUGGUCUGGGACGAAAACAAAGCUUCAGACCCAAGAUGAAGGCCCAGAGGGAAGCCGGGCUGUUUCACCACAUCCCGAUGCUUCUGUGUUUUGCUUUCUUCAAAUCAGGAGGGGUGCUGGCCGUGAACAUGACCAUCCCCAACACCCUGCUCAGAGGCACGGCGGGCGGCGAGGCCCUCCUGUCGGUCCGCUACAACAGCUUCAGCCUGGACCCGCCCGUCAUCAAGUGGCAGCUGAAGAGAGAGAAGUCCAUCACGGUGGUGCAGUCCAUCGGGACCGACAUCAUCGGGACCCCCAGGCCCGAGUACCGGGACCGGAUCCUGGUCUUUGAGAACGGGACCCUGCUCCUGCACAACCUCAGGCUGUCCGACGAAGGGAUUUACGACGUGGAGAUCUCCAUCACAGAUGACACGUUUCCAGGAGAAGGAAGCAUCACACUGACAGUGGACGAGUCGAUCUCCAAGCCCUUCAUCCACAUGGACACGUCCUCCAUACUGGAGCUCAGUGAAAACAUCGUCCUCAACUGUUCCCAUGACAACGGGACCAGGACCACGUACCGAUGGUUCAAAGGCGGGAAGCCGCUGAGCAACGUGACCAGGUUCACGCUGUCGCCCGAUCAGAAGUACCUGACCAUCUCGCGGGUGGUGAUGGCCGACGACGACCUGUACAGCUGCAGCGUGGAGAACCCGGUGGGCAACAUGAGCAGCCUGCCCCUCCGGCUGACCGUCUACAGGAGAAGUUCUCUGUAUAUCAUCCUUUCCACAGGAGGCAUCUUCCUCCUCAUCACUCUGGUGACAAUAUGUGCCUGUUGGACUCCCUCAAAAAAGAAGAAACAUCCACCUCGAACGCACCUGUCCAGGUUUUAUGAGCAGCCUGGUCACUCUCUGAUCAACCAAACAGAUGAUGGACUUCCUAAGAUUCCAGAGCGCAACGGGAUUAAUUCAGUCACUUCGCUUUACAUCCUGCAGCAUAAGGAUCCCUCCAUGGACGACUCCUCCAGCAACAGUAACGGCUCUCCCUCUGAAUUCGACAGCCCGCCGCGCUACAACGGCUUCUCCAAGUAUCCCGGCUCUCUCAAGCAGUCGAACGGGUCUCCUGCCCGCACCUCCUAUCGGAACAGCUGAUCGUCCGUCAGCUUUCAGUCUGAUAGGAAGUGGGAAGUCUUAACGUCAUGUACGGCACUUCAGCCACCUGGGAAACAGCUCACCUCUACUUUCUAGGUUUCUACGGUGUCAUUUUUUUCUUUUGAUGGAAGUGGAAUGUGAAUAUCAGACACUUUUUAAAAUUAGUGGCACAGCCUGGGAAGAAACAUGACUCUGAAGCCUGUUUUUUCAUUGUUGACUACAUUAAGCCCUAGGUUUGGCAAAAGGUGAGUUGUGUGCAUGAAGGUUGUGUCAGGAAAAGUGGAACUGUCCAGAUGAUAACAAAUGUCAUGUACAUUUCGGAUCUGCUACUAGUACUUCUGCAAUGUGUGAGAUUUUUCUAUACUUUUCUGUGAAAUCCAAUAGAUACUUUGUGGAAUAAUAAGAAUUCGUCUUUCACUUCUAAUAGAUGGUUUAAUCGUGGUGUCAACACAAAGGGAAAGACAAAGCCUGGUUUCAGUUUUAUACAUGAAUAAACUGUGAAAUCCUUUGAAGUCUGUUUUAGUUGUGUCUUGGAGCGCCUGUGAAUCUUUGGGUGUGGCAAAGCC
This is a messenger RNA of Salarias fasciatus (jewelled blenny), 1734 nucleotides long. Its product is annotated as hepatocyte cell adhesion molecule-like. The record is from RefSeq and is a predicted model, not a curated record. The transcript is spliced from 7 exons. NCBI's taxonomy places the organism in Eukaryota, Metazoa, Chordata, Actinopteri, Blenniiformes, Blenniidae. The coding region runs from base 80 to 1168 and encodes 362 amino acids.